Molecule: messenger RNA, 2298 nt
Organism: Contarinia nasturtii (swede midge)
Lineage: Eukaryota; Metazoa; Arthropoda; Insecta; Diptera; Cecidomyiidae
Gene: verm
Exons: 7
Coding region: 300-1931 (543 amino acids)
Biological process (GO): carbohydrate metabolic process
Cellular component (GO): extracellular region
Molecular function (GO): chitin binding; protein binding
Source: RefSeq, a predicted model, not a curated record
AGUAUUUACGCGUCCGCUCUCAACACCACGCAUACACAACAACGUUCGUUCACAGCGUUGUGUUGCUUGGUUUAAGUAUCUUGUGUUUUGCGUUGGUUAGCUCAGUUCUCAAUUGGGACUUAGUUGGAUUGGCAUUUCGUUAAUACGCCAUCGCUUUAAUGCAUUCAAUUCCUUGUUUGUAUUUGAUUUUACCUAAAUCUCAUCUGUAGACAUAGUUUUUAUUAUUAUUAUAUAAAUAUUGCUUCGUUAAGUUAUUGUUGUAAUUUGAGUUGUGUAGCCGUAACGAACACUGCCAGAAUAUGGCACGUGCAUUGCAGCUGAUUGGCACUUUUGCCAUUUGUUUAGUGUUAGUUCACGCAGCUGAUCAACGAUCCAAGCGACAAAGUGAUGAAGAAGAUGUUGAUCCAUUGAACACGGACGAAUUGUGCCAAGACCGACCAGCCGAUGAAUACUUCCGGACAACAACCGAAGGUGAUUGCCGUGAUGUAGUCAGAUGUGAUAAUGCCGGAGAAAAUGGUAUUACGAGAUUAGCUUCAGUUCGCUGUCCAACGGGUCUAGCGUUCGACAUUGAACGUCAAACAUGUGACUGGAGAACAAAUGUUAAGAAUUGCGAUAGAAACGAGAAGCCACGCAAAGUGUUGCCAAUUCUAAAAACCGAUGAACCAGUUUGCCCAGAAGGUAAAUUGUCAUGUGGUAAUGGUGAAUGUAUCGAAAAGGAAUUGUUCUGCAAUGAUAAACCAGACUGUAAGGAUGAAUCUGAUGAAAAUGCUUGCACUGUGGACUUGGAUCCAAACCGUGCACCAGAAUGUGACACAACCCAAUGUACAUUGCCAGAUUGUUUCUGUUCAGCUGAUGGAACCCGUAUUCCUGGCAACAUUGAACCAUCUCAAGUACCACAAAUGAUCACAUUGACAUUCAACGGUGCUGUAAACGUUGAUAACAUUGAUUUGUACGAAGAUAUUUUCAAUGGAAAUCGUCAAAAUCCAAACAGUUGCACAAUCAAGGGUACAUUCUUUGUAUCACACAAAUACUCGAACUAUUCAGCUAUUCAAGAUUUGCAUCGUCGCGGUCAUGAAAUCUCAUCAUUCUCAUUGACACACAAAGAUGAUCCAAAUUACUGGACACAUGGUACAUACGAUGAUUGGCUCGCCGAAAUGGCUGGUGCCCGUUUGAUUUUGGAACGUUUUGCAAACAUAACCGAUAGUUCAGUUGUUGGUGUUCGUGCACCAUAUUUGCGCGUUGGUGGUAACAAACAAUUCGAAAUGAUGGCCGAUCAAUUUUUCAUCUACGAUGCAUCGAUUACCGCUUCAUUGGGCCGUGUUCCAAUCUGGCCAUACACCUUGUACUUCCGUAUGCCACACAAAUGUAAUGGAAAUGCUCAUAAUUGCCCAUCACGAUCACACCCAAUUUGGGAAAUGGUUAUGAAUGAAUUGGAUCGUCGUGAUGACCCAACAUUCGAUGAAUCAUUGCCAGGUUGUCAUAUGGUUGAUUCAUGUUCAAACAUCCAAACCGGAGAUCAAUUUGCACGUCUUCUGCGUCACAAUUUCAAUCGCCACUACAAUACAAACCGUGCACCACUUGGCUUGCACUUCAGCGCUUCAUGGUUGAAAUCGAAGAAAGAAUUCCGCGAUGAAUUGCUUAAAUUCAUCGAUGAAAUGUUGGGCCGUAGCGAUGUUUUCUUUGUUAACAUGUUGCAGGUUAUCCAAUGGAUGCAGAAUCCAACUGAAAUUAAUGCAUUGCGUGACUUCCAAGACUGGAAAGCAGACAAGUGUGACGUUAAAGGUCAAGCAUUCUGCUCACUACCAAAUGCCUGUCCAUUGACAACACGUGAAUUGCCAGGUGAAACUUUGCGUCUCUUCACAUGUAUGGAAUGCCCGAACAACUAUCCAUGGAUCUUGGAUCCAACUGGUGACGGUUUCUCCGUUAAAUAAACAAACAACGAAUAAAAUCGUUUUAUCCUCUUAUUAUUUAAAGAAAAAGAAAAACAAAUUAAAUAAACAAAUCAAAAGAAACCCCAUAAAUUCCAUUUAAAAUACAACAACAAUAUUUUGAGUUCUGUUCAAUUUCAACGUUUAUUUGUGUGUUGAUAAAGUUUCCACUCCGUUAUUAUACAGCGUUUCCCAUCUACACGACCAAUAAAUAGGUUUUUUUUUUUAAUUGAUUUUCCAUUAUCUGAAGUAAAGCAAAAUUAAAAUUGUCCAAAAAAAAUCAUCCGGUUUCAUUCUCUUUUUAUAUUACAUUGGUCACCAUAUUUAAGUGAUAUCGAAUUAAGCGACAAUGUAGCAUGUACAAAAGGGA